CGGCGGCUGUGAUAGUGGCGGCGGCAGGGUGUCCGGGAGGCAGCAGCAGCAACGGCAGCGGCAGCGGCGGCCGUGAGGAGAGUGAGGCAGCCCCGUCGGCAGCCGCCCGCGCGUCAGGCAGAACCUCAAGCUGUCCGGCGGGCGCCGGCGCUGAGGCAUUUGCCGUUUCCUACCGGGCUCGGCGCUCCCGGCCCUGGCUGGGCAGGGCAGAGUGCCCCUGGGGAGGGGCGGAGCCGUAGAUAUGGCAUAAGAUAUUUCUUCAAGAUUGGACAGCUGGUGACCUGCUAUUUUUGAUAGCCUUAAGCUGACUUUAUAGCCAUAGAGAAACCUCACGGAAUUACGUUGUUGUUUUUUGCUUUACACCAUUUCUGGCACCUAAGUUCAUCCUGCAACCAUGUAUGGAAGUGCUCGAUCAGUAGGGAAAGUGGAACCAAGCAGCCAGAGCCCUGGGCGAUCUCCUCGGCUUCCACGGUCCCCUCGCUUAGGUCAUCGGCGAACAAAUAGUACAGGAGGGAGUUCUGGAAACAGUGUUGGAGGUGGCAGUGGGAAAACCCUGUCAAUGGAGAACAUACAGUCCUUAAAUGCUGCCUAUGCUACAUCUGGCCCCAUGUACCUAAGUGACCAUGAAAACGUGGGUUCAGAAACACCUAAAAGCACCAUGACACUGGGUCGUUCUGGGGGACGCCUGCCUUAUGGUGUUAGGAUGACUGCUAUGGGCAGUAGCCCCAAUAUAGCAAGCAGUGGGGUUGCUAGUGAUACCAUAGCAUUUGGAGACCAUCACCUCCCUCCUGUUAGUAUGGCGUCCACCGUACCUCACUCUCUUCGUCAGGCAAGAGAUAACACCAUCAUGGAUCUGCAGACACAGCUGAAGGAAGUACUAAGAGAAAAUGAUCUUUUGAGGAAGGAUGUGGAAGUAAAGGAAAGCAAAUUAAGUUCUUCGAUGAAUAGCAUCAAAACCUUCUGGAGCCCAGAGCUGAAGAAAGAGCGAGCCUUGAGAAAAGAUGAAGCUUCCAAAAUCACCAUUUGGAAGGAACAGUUCCGAGUUGUGAAGGAAGAAAACCAGCACAUGCAGAUGACGAUCCAGGCUCUCCAGGAUGAGUUGCGGAUUCAGAGGGACUUGAAUCAGCUGUUUCAGCAGGAUAGUAGCAGUAGGACUGGAGAGCCUUGUGUGGCAGAGCUGACAGAGGAGAAUUUCCAGAGGCUGCACACUGAGCACGAGCGGCAAGCCAAAGAGCUGUUUCUUCUGCGGAAGACCCUGGAAGAAAUGGAGCUGCGAAUUGAGACUCAAAAGCAAACCCUGAGUGCUCGGGAUGAGUCCAUUAAGAAGCUUCUGGAGAUGUUACAGAGCAAAGGGCUUUCUGCCAAAGCUACAGAGGAAGACCAUGAAAGAACGAGACGGCUGGCAGAGGCAGAGAUGCACGUCCACCACCUAGAAAGUCUUUUGGAGCAAAAGGAAAAAGAGAAUAAUAUGUUGAGAGAGGAGAUGCACCGGAGAUUUGAGAAUGCCCCCGAUUCUGCCAAAACAAAAGCCUUGCAAACCGUCAUUGAGAUGAAGGAUUCAAAAAUUUCUUCCAUGGAGCGUGGACUCCGAGACCUGGAAGAGGAAAUUCAGAUGCUGAAAUCAAAUGGGGCUUUGAGCACUGAAGAGCGAGAGGAGGAAAUGAAACAGAUGGAGGUGUAUAGGAGCCACUCUAAAUUCAUGAAGAAUAAGAUUGGCCAGGUGAAACAAGAGUUGUCCAGAAAGGACACUGAACUGCUAGCCUUACAAACCAAGCUAGAAACUCUCACAAACCAGUUCUCAGAUAGUAAGCAACACAUCGAGGUGCUAAAGGAGUCCCUCACUGCUAAGGAACAAAGGGCUGCCAUCCUGCAGACUGAGGUGGAUGCUCUUCGAUUGCGUUUAGAAGAAAAGGAGACUAUGCUAAAUAAAAAAACCAAACAAAUUCAAGAUAUGGCUGAGGAGAAGGGUACACAAGCUGGAGAGAUACAUGACCUGAAGGACAUGCUGGACGUGAAGGAACGGAAGGUCAAUGUUCUUCAGAAAAAGAUUGAAAAUCUCCAGGAACAACUGAGAGAUAAAGAAAAGCAGAUGAGCAGUUUGAAAGAGCGAGUCAAGUCUCUGCAGGCGGACACCACCAACACAGACACAGCGCUAACGACCUUGGAGGAGGCUCUUGCAGAGAAAGAACGGACAAUUGAACGCUUAAAGGAGCAGCGGGACAGAGAUGAGCGCGAGAAGCAAGAAGAGAUUGAUACCUACAAGAAAGAUCUUAAAGACUUGAAAGAAAAAGUCAGCCUGUUGCAAGGAGACCUCUCCGAGAAGGAGGCUUCUCUCUUGGAUCUCAAAGAGCAUGCUUCUUCCCUGGCUUCCUCAGGACUGAAAAAGGACUCACGACUCAAGACCCUUGAAAUUGCUCUUGAACAGAAGAAGGAAGAGUGCCUGAAAAUGGAGUCACAGCUGAAGAAGGCACAUGAAGCAACACUGGAAGCCAGAGCCAGUCCAGAAAUGAAUGACCGAAUACAGCAAUUGGAGAGAGAGAUUACCAGGUACAAAGAUGAAUCUAGCAAGGCCCAGACUGAAGUUGAUCGCCUCUUGGAAAUCUUGAAAGAAGUGGAAAAUGAGAAGAAUGACAAAGAUAAGAAGAUAGCUGAGUUAGAAAGUCUCACUUCAAGGCAAGUGAAAGACCAGAAUAAGAAGGUAGCAAAUCUGAAGCACAAGGAGCAGGUGGAGAAGAAGAAGAGUGCACAGAUGCUGGAGGAAGCCCGGAGAAGGGAGGACAGUCUCAGCGACAGCUCUCAGCAGCUGCAGGACAGUCUCCGUAAGAAGGAUAACAGGAUUGAAGAGCUGGAAGAAGCACUGAGAGAAAGUGUACAGAUAACUGCAGAGCGUGAAAUGGUGCUGGCACAAGAGGAAUCAGCCAGGACCAGUGCUGAGAAACAGGUGGAAGAACUGUUGAUGGCCAUGGAGAAGGUGAAGCAGGAACUGGAGUCCAUGAAAGCUAAACUGUCCUCCACUCAACAGUCCCUAGCAGAGAAGGAGACACACCUCACCAAUCUCCGGGCAGAGAGGAGGAAGCACUUAGAGGAAGUUCUGGAAAUGAAGCAAGAAGCUCUUCUGGCUGCUAUUAGUGAAAAGGAUGCUAAUAUAGCUCUUCUAGAGCUUUCAUCCUCUAAGAAAAAGACCCAAGAAGAAGUGGCUGCACUGAAACGGGAAAAGGACCGCCUGGUGCAGCAGCUCAAACAACAGACACAAAAUCGGAUGAAACUAAUGGCUGACAAUUAUGAAGAUGACCACUUCAAAGCCUCCCGUUCCAAUCAGACGAACCACAAACCCUCCCCAGACCAGAUCAUCCAGUCCCUCUUAGAACUUGACCAAAAUAGAAGCAAGUUAAAGUUGUAUAUUGGACACCUGACAGCCCUCUGCCAUGACCGAGACCCCUUAAUCCUUCGUGGACUCACUCCACCAGCUUCUUAUAAUGCAGAUGAUGACCAGGCAGCUUGGGAGAAUGAGCUGCAGAAGAUGACCCAGGAGCAGCUUCAGAGUGAGCUGGAGAAAGUUGAAGGGGACAAUGCAGAACUGCAGGAGUUCGCCAACACCAUCCUCCAGCAGAUAGCCGACCACUGCCCUGACAUCCUUGAGCAAGUCGUCAGUGCCCUGGAAGAGUCCUCCUGACGUGCUCCAAGGAGGCUGACCAAGGAGCUAGGAAGGAGAAUGUGAGGGACUUCAGUGCCGGAGCCACCUCCACACCAGACCCUGCCAGCUAGAUGUGCGAGUCCAGCCCGUUUGUCUCUCAUCGCACUCUGCCUUCUACUUUAAUGUUGUCUCUGCGCAAGUCUCCUUGGUCUCCGUGAAGAACUGCCCUGUCAUCAGCAGAAGGGAGCUGGGGAGGCUGGCAGCUCUGCCCUUCCCAGAACAGGAAACAAGAAGCCCACUCGCCUCGUCUGGAGUUCUGUGCUUUCAAAGCUUGCUGCUGAAGCCUUAGGAUGAGUCCUUCCUGCUCAGAGGGUAGUGAAGGAGGGAGCAGUGGCCAGGGACAAAGAGAGGGUGCCGCCCUCGUGUUUACCAGCCUUGCUGUCAUGACCAUCAGAUGGAGGCAGGCCUCUCUGUGAGCCCUGGCCUGUUGCCUGUCUCACGUGUGCUGCUCUGAGCUGGCGGGAGGAUGAUGUCCACAGUGGUCACCCACUCGCUCUUGUUAACCUUCCCACACUUGACUGUCAGGUCAGUCUAACCUGAUGAGAAGAGGCUUUAACAUGAAGGGCCCUGUUGUCACUGCUCGCAGCUUUGCUCCUCCAGAGACGAUGUCCCAUAGGGCCAUGCCGAUCCUCCUGAACAUUGCCUACAGUGCUGUCUGUCCCUCCACCUUGCCCCAAGCUACUUAGAACAGGGUUGCUAGAGCGUGCGAUCCCUGCCACCUUCCCAGUCUACUCUUCAGUACAUCCUCAGGGUCAUAGCCUCAUGCCCUGCCUAGAAACUGCUUUUGACACAACCAAGUUUGUCUUCUCUCAUUAACAUUCCUCCCUUCCUCCCUCCAUUCAUUCAUCCAUUCAUUCAUUCAGAAAGUAUUAUGAAAUGUCUGCUGUGUGCACACAGCGUGCAAGGCUGUAUUUUCCACCUUUGAAAAAGCCUCUGAUGGGGAGUGGUGUGGGGACCCUGAGACAUGCUCAGUUGAGCCGUAGCAGUGAAAGCAUAGCUUCUCCCUCCAGCUUCCUGACUGGUAGUCUUUGUUUCCCACCGUAGAGUCCUCAGUGGGCUGGGCUGGCUGAGCCCCUCUUUGCCUGCGAGGUCCCGUGUGGCAGUUGAGGAUCAUUGCUGUCAGUGUUGUCACCUUGAGAGGUGUUCUGUGUAGGGGGCUGUACUGACCAUUUGUGUUAGCUGACUGCUUCACCCGUGCAUGCACACCCCAUGGACGCGGCAGCACCAUGCUGCAGCCAGGUGCAGAGGACAGUGCCGUAAGAUAAUCGGCCUGAGAAUAGACAGCGUAGCAGGCAUCCAGCCCUGCGUGCUCUGAAGCAGACACCUAAAGAUGCCCCACCAGCUGCCUCCUCUCUGCCCAGCUACACUCUCAGGAUUUAAUGCUGCCUGUAAGUCCCUCGCAGCCCUCCACCCGGGACCUCACGCAGCUGCCGCUACAGUCACUUCCCCGUUCCCCUUCUUCCCUGCCAUACAGUGUUCACUUGUGUGAGACGCCGAGGUCUGAGUGGACUCUGCCAGGAGCCAGAGUGAUGAUCGCUGCUGCUCAGUUCUUUUUAAUUGUCCCAUCCGUAAAUCCCAUAGAUGACACCGUAUUUCAGGAUACGAUUUUACACCCAUAACAACUGGAACCACCACCUAGUAACAACUUCACCAGUUAUGGUAGAAUCCAGAAAACAGUCCCGGUCCACAGGCGCAGCCUGGAGCUGACACUGGCCAGCUGUGGGGGACCACCCCCAGACAGACUCUUGCUGUACCCACUUGGUCUUUGUCUGCCACUCUUUACCUGCUUCCUUCUUUCUAUUUUACAACUUUUCUCCACCAGGUCCCUCCAGAGAGGCUGCAGGAAGGCAAAUUUGUAGGACAGACAUUAUCUGAUCUCUGCAUAGCAAAGGGGUCUCCUCCUCAGGUGGUAAUCCCUUGACUCAAAGGGUUCUGGAGACUGUGGAGCUUUUGUGGUAGGCGAGGCUAAUAGGUUAUCUGGCAUUCAGAUCUUGCUGACUUUUCGUCAUUCACUUAGUCAGAAUUCACUAAAUGCCUAGCUGCCAUUGCCCUAAGAUGUCAUCCCGUGACGGUCUGCAUGCAUUUAGGGUCCUCAAGACAUCUGGCCUUGAGAGCUCACUGCAGGCUGGCUAGGACCGUCCCCAUCACCUCCAUCCACUGUCAAGCCUCAUACCCUUUGCACCUAACAGUUCUACCCCAAAUGAAGGCCAUCAUGAAGAUGCAGUAAGAAAAUGAGGGCUGGAACCCAGCAUGGGGCUCCUACUAAAGCAGCAGCAUAUGAGCCCUGCAUCCCAGGUCUUCAGUGAGUGACUGACUGGUGGCACAUCUGAAUGGGAUUAGCAACGACUUAAAGAUCGUUAGAGAUGGACAAGUCUGAGUGGGCUUCAGCAACCAGAAAUGUGGAGAGCAUCCUCCAGUUCCUGUCAGCCUUGUUUCUCAUGCAUCUUCCUGAGGCCUGAGCGUGCCUCUUCCUCACCUGUGGGCCUCAGGAAGAUGCAAGUUCUAGGAAAGCAGACUGGGCUGUGACGACUGUGACAGGCCACAUCCCAUCCAUCUGUUUGGCCUCCUAGGAAGAAUAUGUUGGCUGACUUUCUCCCUCGGGAGAGAUGACGUCAGUGCAGAUGGUUCUCACGUGCUACCGUCCUGCCCCUCCACUGCUGACACUGGAUUGGUUUGGCAUCACACCCUCCUGUGUGACUGAAGCACAGGCCCACUGGCCUCCCUCCAGGUCUUUGAAGAAGGGCAAAGCAAGGAUAUGUCGCUAGUGGAAUGUGACACCCAGCAGACCCCAUGUCAGCAGUGCCGGUGACUCUCAAGCCUGCCUCCCCAGCCUCCCCUCCUGCCUGCAGAGUCCAGAGCCCAGGAAAGGAAGCAAGUAGGAUGAGCUGCACCACAGGCCUGCCGGGCACCCGCCGUCACUGCCAGUCUCGGAGCUUUGGACCGGUCCAAGGCAUGUUCCCUCCUGUGAACCACGAGGAUAUCCAGGGAAGAAGAAAGCACACGUGACCUGGGGAUCCUUCUGAACAAAAUGGCUGUCUGUACUCUUUCCAAACUUUUAGUGUCAAAAUUGUAACCAAGUGUCUCCUGAUUCUUCCCACUGUGUUUGGCAAGUGCUGUGACCCUAUUGUAGGUACUUCUCCUCCUGCCUCUUUUGAGGGAGAAGUGAUUUUAGGGGUUGAUUUGGGGGAGCGGGUUAUCUGUCCCAUCCCGCCACCUCUUUUGUUUCUCUGCUUGUUGAUAUUGUCUGUGUGAUUCAGAGAACUGGGGCAGUUACAUUGUGUCCAUUGUUGAGAAUAUUAAAAUAUUAAAAAGUAGUUAUAGAACUGAAAAAUUAAGGAGCUGUGUUUUUAAAAAUGCAAACCCAUAAAUAAUCAUGUUAACGAAGGAAUUCAAGCUAUGGGCAGCCUAGCUCCUCCCACUCCAGGUUGGCGAGGUGGUAGCCAGGCCAGCCCCUAGGAAAUACACUGACCACACUUGAGGUAGGUGACUACCUGGAACAGGAACAAGAGACACCCACUCAGUGGAGAAAUGAAAAUCUGGGGCUCCAAGACUCUCAGUCACGUCAGGGUUUUCUGUAUAUCCUCAGGACCUCUGGGUAGAGUUUUCAGCGUUGUUGAGGGUGACCUGAGGAUCACCCUCCCCUCACAUGGGAUCAAGCCUUGUGUGCCUAGUGCUGUGUGGUAACCUGGGCUUGGGCCUGCUUGCCAGACCACAGGGCCUUUUCCUGCCCACUUGGUGCUAUUUCAUUGUGGCCAUCCCACAGGGCAGCCUAGUCUCCAGAGCCUGCAGGCCAGUGCCAUGGAUGGCCCUCAGAGCCUGGCUCUCUCUGGCUUCAGAUCCUCGAUUCUUCUCUUUGAAGCUUUUUAGACUCAAACCCCCUUGACUCCAGAGAUGCCAGAGUCAAGAAAGGAAGUGAGCCAGGCUGAGGCAAGGAGAUCCACCCUCUGCCACAGUGAGCACACCAGCCAGGCCCCUCUUCCCUGCCACACCAGUAUUAAUCCAUCCUUGAACGCAUCUGGGCCCGCCUGAGGCACAUGCCAGCCAUUGCGUCGGCUGCCCAGUGCAGACCAGAAACCUGUCUUGUGUAGCAGGCUGUCCCAGGAUGGGGAAUUUGGCUUUGUUCUGCACCCUUGAAGCCUUCAGAAGAGGCAUGUUGCACUUUAGUGGGGAGCCCAGAACACUGGGCACUGGCUUCCUGUAGCUUGAGUCCCUGUAGGUAGCAGUGGUGGCAGCCUGGUGGCUUGUGUGAAACAGCUGCAGCUGCUGCCUUCAACUGUGCACAUGCGUGCAGUUACUAGCGUCGAAUUGCCGGCCUGAUGAUGACAUUACAAAGACAUUGUGUUCUGUUCAAUUUUGCCUUGGUAAUUAUUGUAAACACUCUGUUUGAUUUUUUUCUUUUUUAUUCACGAACUAAAUCCAUCAGGAAAUUAUAAACUUA
This is a messenger RNA of Microtus ochrogaster (prairie vole), 8132 nucleotides long. It is a transcript of the gene Erc1, whose product is annotated as ELKS/RAB6-interacting/CAST family member 1. Gene Ontology annotation, molecular function: structural constituent of presynaptic active zone. The record is from RefSeq and is a predicted model, not a curated record. Gene Ontology annotation, biological process: regulation of synaptic plasticity; maintenance of presynaptic active zone structure; neuromuscular synaptic transmission. NCBI's taxonomy places the organism in Eukaryota, Metazoa, Chordata, Mammalia, Rodentia, Cricetidae. Gene Ontology annotation, cellular component: cytoskeleton of presynaptic active zone.